AUGACCAUCACCAUUAAGGAAUUAACUAAUCAUUCCUAUAUCGACCAUGAGUUGAGUGCAACUUUGGAUUCUACUGAAGCAUUUGAAGGACCAGAAAAAUUAUUAGAAAUUUGGUUUUACCCUGAUCCCUGUGCUAUUCCAGAUAAAACAAAGACUUUAAGAUCAAUCCCUGUACAAAUAUGGACAGAUAUACUAAAAUUAGUUAAAUGUGAGGUUUUAUCUAUUAAAUCUACUAAAUGUAUGGAUGCGUUCCUAUUAAGUGAAUCUUCUUUAUUCGUUUAUGACCAUAAGAUAACUAUGAAGACUUGUGGUACUACCACCACUUUAUUCUGUUUAGAAGAAGUCUUUAAACAAGUAAAUUUAUUAUUAAAUUGGAACUGUACUUUAGAUAAUGGUAAAUUUAGUCCUUAUAAAGUUUUUUAUUCAAGACGUUCUUUUAUGUUCCCAUCAAAACAACGCUCUAUUCACCGAAAUUGGAAUGAUGAAGUUGAUUAUUUAAAUAAAUUUUUUACUAAUGGGAAAAGUUAUACAGUUGGAAGAAGUGAUCAAGGAACUCAUUGGAAUCUUUAUGUAACUGAUACAAAUGAAGAUUCUUUAUUAAAUGGAGACACGGAAUGCCAUGAGACUAACAACUAUGAAUAUAACAAUGAUGAAACUGUGGAGAUUUUAAUGACUGGGUUAAAUCAUAAAUGUGCUGAUCAAUUUGUUUGUAAUAGAGAAGUCAAAUCCGCUACAUCUUCCAUUGAUGAAAAGGAUAAUGAUGCAGAUGAUGAAGGCCAUCUAUUGGGUUAUAAUAUGACAAAAAAGACAGGUUUGGAUAAAAUAUAUCAUGAAUCUAAGAAUUCUUGCUUUCACCAUGAUGCUUUUGCAUUUUCUCCAUGUGGCUAUUCCUCAAACAUGAUCAUUGAUGAUAAAUAUUAUUAUACUUUACACGUUACACCAGAGAAAGGUUGGUCAUAUGCCUCUUUUGAAAGUAAUGUACCUGUUAAUGCUGUCUCUGAUAAUAAACAGGAUAAUGUCGACGUUUUACAAAAGGUGCUUAAAGUAUUUCAACCAACAGAAUUCUGUUUAACCUUUUUCUGUAAAAAUAUUCAAAAUUCUAGAUCUUUUCAAAGAUUAAUCAGUGAUAUUGAUAUUGGCCCAAAAUAUACAAAGAUAGAUAAAAUCAUUUAUGAUUUGGAUGAUUAUCAAUUGUUAUAUCUUAGAUUCGAAAUGAAGAAUACUGAAAACAUAUGA
Maudiozyma saulgeensis is the source of this 1236-nucleotide messenger RNA. NCBI's taxonomy places the organism in Eukaryota, Fungi, Ascomycota, Saccharomycetes, Saccharomycetales, Saccharomycetaceae. The record is from the annotation of a GenBank genome assembly.